CGGACGAUAACUGAGUGCGGGCGACGCUUGACUCAUGCUCGACUCUGCCGGCUGGGUCCGAUGACCUGUCAAGACAGCGUAGGAGAAUAUCAAGGUUGCUGGUGCAUACCAGGUCGAUUCGGAGGCAUUCGGAACUGGAGCUGCCGGAGACUACAUAGGAUGCUCCUGCUGGCAGCGGCGCACUCGGAUCCGCAUGCGGAAAGGUGUCGCCCGAGUUCAGGGCAACAAUGUCGACGAUGGUUUCCUUGUAACUGCCGUGUUUUUGGAUGCGCGGCUUUUCGUUCGCGAUCGUGAUGGUGUCGCCCUUCUGUUGGGUUGUGAUGACCUUGAAUACUUUGAUGGACCCCGUCAGGAGCACGAAUAUCGAGUCGAUGACGCCGCCUGUGCCGGAGUCAGCAGUGGGUUCGGACGAAGAAACGGACCUCGCUCGAUCCAAGCAGCCACCAAGAAGCCAUGGGCCUCAAUCGCAUUUCACGGCCAUACCUUCAGCUACAAUCACUCGGUUGCGAUCAAAGACCACACUUUCGCUGGUAAAUGCAAAAAACUCGAUAUUGGCCCGCGAACAGCCCUCGAAUAGCGGCAGACGCUCAAACAGCUCGACAAUCAACAUGUCCUUGGUUUGCUUGGCUUCGGCUAUGACUUCAAAGUAGUCGGCGCUGGAAACGCUGGCGAACUCGCAGUUCAUGAGGCAUGUUACCGUCUCCUUCCUAGCGAGCGUCUGUUAAAUCGGUUGCAGUCCUUAGUUUAGAUUCUUGAUCGCUGCCCUGCAAGCCUG
Molecule: messenger RNA, 775 nt
Organism: Polychytrium aggregatum
Lineage: Eukaryota; Fungi; Chytridiomycota; Chytridiomycetes; Polychytriales
Exons: 1
Coding region: 267-650 (127 amino acids)
Source: RefSeq, a predicted model, not a curated record